Populus nigra (black poplar) is the source of this 403-nucleotide messenger RNA. RefSeq names its product diacylglycerol kinase 4-like. The transcript is spliced from 5 exons. The record is from RefSeq and is a predicted model, not a curated record. Gene Ontology annotation, molecular function: ATP-dependent diacylglycerol kinase activity. The coding region runs from base 50 to 403 and encodes 117 amino acids. Lineage: Eukaryota; Viridiplantae; Streptophyta; Magnoliopsida; Malpighiales; Salicaceae.
AUGUUAAACAUUACCUUUUUGAUGAUGCAGUUGGCAUCUUCUAGUGUCAAUGCCGAGUGGAAAAGUGGUGGAUCCACCCCAUUCCCUGAAACCUACAGAGGAGUGUUCUCUUGAUCAGGGUUUAACAAUUGAGGGGGAGUUGCCUGAGAAAGUGAACUGCUACGAGGGAGUGUUUUAUAAUUACUUCAGCAUAGGAAUGGAUGCUCGGGUUGCCUAUGGCUUCCAUCACCUACGCAAUGAAAAACCUAACCUUGCACAAGGUCCUCUUUCAAACAAGUUGAUCUACUCUGGAUACUCUUGCACUCAGGGUUGGUUUGUCACACCUUGCACAAGUGAUCCAAGUUUGAGGGGACUCAAGAAUAUCCUCAGGAUGCACAGAAUGGGAGCAGAUACCUGUUCCUAA